Molecule: messenger RNA, 1121 nt
Organism: Cornus florida
Lineage: Eukaryota; Viridiplantae; Streptophyta; Magnoliopsida; Cornales; Cornaceae
Product: UPF0161 protein At3g09310
Exons: 6
Coding region: 110-601 (163 amino acids)
Source: RefSeq, a predicted model, not a curated record
CCGAUUGACGUAAGAUGACGUAUACCAAACCAUACCUUUGCCGCCACGUAGCUAAUCAGCAACGGCUAUCUUUCGUUCAUCUCUUUGGUAACGGAAUAUUUGGAACAGAAUGGCGCUUGCUCUGUCCUCGAGUAAUACUCCCACCUUCUUCCAUCAAAGUCAUACAUCCUUAUCUAUUGUGACUCAAUUCACAAACCCUAAUUCCCUCAGUUUCCGAACCAAUCUCAACCAGCGCUCAAUCUUUUUCCCUUCAAUUAAUACGCAAUUUCACAAUCGUCGACGACGAUUAUACCCGAUCGUUAAUGGAUUGGAUGAAGAAUCGGAACAGAAAGCCCUUCAAGAGGACGAAGCGGAUAAUUUAGGGGUUAAAGCGGCAUUGUCUAUGCUAAGAUUCUACAAGAGGGAAAUCUCGCCAGUGUUGCAAAAUAGUUGUCGUUAUGUUCCAACAUGUAGUGAGUAUUCCAUGAUUGCUUACAAGAAAUAUGGAUUUGCCAAGGGGACCAUCUUGACUGCUUGGCGUAUCUGUCGCUGCAAUCCCCUUGGUGGGUCUGGAUUUGAUCCUCCAAGAUGGUUUGGUGAGACGACUCCACCAGAUCAAUGAGAGAUAUUCAAUGUUGUGAUGCCAGAGUAAAAGGAUACGGAAGGGAAGUGGCGGACGACGCUUCUCCAUAGGGUUCGAUGGGUUAGUGGACUGUUUUGACAUAUUUUGUAGCUAUAAUCUCAUUUUAUUAUUAUUGCUAUUACUAUUUGUUUUUAAACUCUGGGAUGACACGUAUAUUAUGUAUUGACGUAGAAAAAGACGUUAGUAUCCUUAGUUGACCUUGGGUUCGGAGAAGGACCCGGUUAGCGAUUCGAACCUUCAGGUUCGGGUCGUUACAUGGCAUCUGGGCCCAGGCUGGCCUACUAUUUUAAUAAUUUUUUAUUAUGUAUAUGUUUAUAAUUUGUAAAAUAUUACUUAAUGCCCCACCUUAAAAUUAUCCUUUUUCUACCAGUUUCUCUAAUUCUUUCUUUGUUUUCCUACUUCCUCUUCAAUUUUUUAUUUUUUAUUUUUCAUUUUUAUUUGUAUUUCUUUUGAAUUCUCUUCAAAAGAAAUGGCAUUCCUUUUCUUCAAUCAAACUCUU